CCGUCCCUGUGCAUUGCAUCUCAAUUGCUUUUCAAGCUCACCCACACAAUAUCUUUCUUUUUUUAUUCAGUGUCUAGACGAAAUGCUGAUUCUGAGUUGAGGAUGGUGCUGAUUGGAAAAACUGGGACUGGGAAGAGUGCAUCAGGAAACACCAUCCUGGGCUCAAAGGAGUUUAUAUCUGAAACUAGCUCCUCUUCAGUUACGAGAGAGUGUUUGAAGAUUAAAGGAGAAGUUGAUGGGAGAAGCGUUGCUGUGGUCGACACUCCAGGCUUGUUUGACACCGAGCUCAGUAUCACAGAAACGUUAUGUGAGAUUGUGAAGUGCAUUUCCAUGUCUUCCCCGGGACCCCAUGCAUUUCUGAUUGUGAUGCAAGUGGGUCGAUUCACAAAGGAAGAGAGAGACACAGUGGAUCUAAUCAUGAAGACUUUCGGUGAGGGAGCUGAGAAAUACACAGUGGUGCUCUUCACCCGCGGAGAAGACCUGGAAGAUAAUGAGACGAUUGAGGAAUACAUUGAGAGAGGUGAUCAGCACCUCAAGAACAUUGUAGAGAAGUGUGGAGGCCGGUGUCACUCCUUCAACAACAAGAUGAUGAGCGAUCGCUCCCAGGUCACUGAGCUGCUGGGGAAGAUAUACAGGAUGGUGGAAAAGAACAAAGGCAGCUGCUACACCAAUGAGAUGUACAAGAAGGCUGAAGCAGCCAUUGAAGAAGAGAAAAAGAGGAUAAUGAAGGAAAGCCCAGGUUACAGUGUGGAAGAUGCUAGAAAGAAAGCAGAAAGAAGCAAAGCAUUUAUAAAAACAUUAAUAGGAGCAGGAAUAGGAGCAGCAGCAGGAGCAGUACUAGGAGCAAGAAUAGGAGCAUUUGGAGGACCCAUAGGAGCAGCAGUAGGAGCAGGAAUAGGAGCAGCAGUAGGGAUAGUAGCUGUGGUAAAUGACAAAUGUUCGAUACAGUAAAGUCCUGUAUGAGCCCUGACUUUGUCAGACUCCAGUGUAUUUCAAUGUGCUUUCUGUUUACUUCAUGUAUUGUUUCUCCUGCUCUCUGUACAAUGAACUAAAACAUAUUACUGUGGCUGUUUUCUUCUUUUAAUUUAGCAAGAACCUCAAAUAAACUUUAAAACACAA
Acipenser ruthenus (sterlet) is the source of this 1119-nucleotide messenger RNA. Its product is annotated as GTPase IMAP family member 7-like. NCBI's taxonomy places the organism in Eukaryota, Metazoa, Chordata, Actinopteri, Acipenseriformes, Acipenseridae. Gene Ontology annotation, molecular function: GTP binding. The transcript has a single exon. Bases 103 to 951 code for a protein of 282 amino acids. The record is from RefSeq and is a predicted model, not a curated record.